CCCUCUCUUCCCUCCUCCGCCCUUCCCCCAAAUCUCACGUCUCUCUCUCUCUCUCUCUCUCUCUCUCUCUCUCUCUCUCUCUCUGUCUCCUCUUCUCUUAUGUCAGGCGUCGGAGGCGUUGGCGGUUCGACCCAAUCGCACCCUCUCUUCCAUCCGUCGCAGAUCCUUCGACCCUUAAAACGCCAAUUCCCCUUCUCUUCUCCCAAAUCUCCCGCCCCCUCCCCAUCCAUCGACGAAGGAAAGGACACGAUCCUCUCUUUAAAGCUAGCAAGUGAAACAGAAUAUCGUCAAGCUGAGAAUGGUGAAUCAGCAACUAGCCAAGGAUACAAAGAAGCAGUUAACAGUCCCGUACCUGUACCUGUCUCAGGCACAGGUGGCAAGCGUCGCAGUAGAGCAAAAAUGUCAAAACACAAACCCUCUGGGCCUCAAAAUCCUGAAUCAAAUGCUGGCCCUUCUACCGUUUUGAAUUCUGCUAGUAGCUGUCGUUAUGAUAGUUCUUUAAGUUUGUUGACAAAGAAAUUCAUUAAUUUGAUACAGCAGGCUGAGGAUGGCACCCUUGAUUUGAAUGAAGCUGCAGAUGUUUUGGAUGUCCAGAAGAGGAGAAUAUAUGAUAUAACAAAUGUUCUUGAAGGAGUCGGCCUGAUAGAGAAGACACUGAAGAACAGGAUAUGUUGGAAGGGACUCGGUAUGUCAAGGCCGAUGGAGCUGGACCAUCAUCUUUCUAGGUUGAAGGCCGAUGUCGACAACCUCUUUUUUGAAGAAUGCAGGAUUGAUGAAAGGAUAAGAGAAAUGCAAGAGAAUCUGAGGGCCCUAAAUGAAGAUGAAAACAAUCGGAAAUGGCUCUAUGUGACCAAGGAAGAUAUCAAGAGCCUCCCUGGCUUUCAGAACGAAACAGUUGUUGCCAUAAAAGCUCCUCAUGGAACCACUAUUGAAGUCCCGGAUCCUGAUGAGGGUGUUGAUUUUCCACAUCGGCGGUACCAACUCCUCCUAAGAAGCACCAUGGGACCGAUAGGUUGCUACCUGCUCAGCGGCAAACAUGAAGAGAGGAUUGGGGAUUUGAACAACGGCCCACAUCCUGCAGUGACAGGUUUGUCUGUUGAGAAUACUAGUAGUAGCAAUGUUGAGGGAAGAUCGCUGCCAACGAUCGGAGAUGCGGUCGCAUUAUCUGACACAGGACAGCUCCGAGGAGACCCGAAACUUUGUUCAGAAGAUCCAGUCAGCUCACAGGACUCAGAGGGUGGAAUUUUGAAUAUCGUUCCAUCAGAUGGUGAUGUUGGUGCUGAUUACUGGCUUGUAUCAGAUGUUGGAGUCAGCAUGACAGAUAUGUGGAAAACGUAGUAUGAGCAAUUGCCUCUCCAUAUAAAAUGAGCUUGAAAUGAUGAUAGGUGCAGUGCUCCUGCAACCUUGGACUCUUAUCAGCUGAAAGGCGGAGAUGGAUUGUCAAUCUGCAUGGGCCCUGUUUGGACAAAUGAUGCAUUUCUUUCUAAUCAGAGGCUUAAGAGGAUGAAGAAUCCAAAGGAUGGUGGAGCAGGGGCUGCUGCAUUGCUUCAACUGUAAAUUUUGUAAGUAUAUAGCAAUCACUAGUGAUAAAAAGGUAAUAAAUGGUUUCAAAUUGGUUCCAGUGA
Molecule: messenger RNA, 1625 nt
Organism: Magnolia sinica
Lineage: Eukaryota; Viridiplantae; Streptophyta; Magnoliopsida; Magnoliales; Magnoliaceae
Product: transcription factor E2FB-like
Exons: 14
Coding region: 100-1338 (412 amino acids)
Biological process (GO): regulation of transcription by RNA polymerase II
Cellular component (GO): RNA polymerase II transcription regulator complex
Molecular function (GO): RNA polymerase II cis-regulatory region sequence-specific DNA binding; DNA-binding transcription factor activity, RNA polymerase II-specific; protein dimerization activity
Source: RefSeq, a predicted model, not a curated record